Messenger RNA from Gallus gallus (chicken), 3436 nucleotides. It is a transcript of the gene NAPRT, whose product is annotated as nicotinate phosphoribosyltransferase. Gene Ontology annotation, biological process: NAD+ biosynthetic process. Lineage: Eukaryota; Metazoa; Chordata; Aves; Galliformes; Phasianidae. The record is from RefSeq and is a predicted model, not a curated record. The coding region runs from base 1342 to 2916 and encodes 524 amino acids. The transcript is spliced from 14 exons. Gene Ontology annotation, molecular function: nicotinate phosphoribosyltransferase activity.
GGGGGUUCAUGGGGUCACACAGUCCAAGGUCCAGCUGCCAACACCCAGCAAGUGGGAGGCACUGCGUGGCUUCACUAUGAGCACAGAUAGGAGCUGCUGCAUCUCUACCUGAGCAGCCACAGCUCCACACAGCCGGGACAGCGGGCACUGCAGUGCCCUGUGGCAGUAUCUCUUACACCCUGCAUCCCGGGUCAUCCAUGUGGCCCCAUCCGCUGUCUCCUACAUCCUUCCAUGCCCUUUGUGCCCGUGUGCUCUGUCUGCUACUGUGCUCCGUCUCCCCACUGCCUUCUGUCACCUCCUUGCUCCUGAAGACGCGGAGUGCCACCAGCUGUUUCCUUCAUACACCUCCAAGCCACCAAUUGCCACCUGUAUCCCCGUCUGCCCCAGGUUACCAAAUGUCCCCAAGCACUUUCUGUGUCUGUGUGCAUCACCGAAUGCCCUUUGCCAAGGGAGAGGGACUCACUUCUGCCCCUGCAUGCCUCUGUGUCUGCAGGUGUGUACCGUCUGCUGCCCAUCUUCCUCCUCUCCCACUCGAUCAUAGAACGGACUGGGUUGAAAUGGAUGAUAAUGAUCAUUGAGUUUCAACCUCCCUGCUAUGUGCAGGGUUGCCAACCACCAGCCCAGGCUGCCCAGAGCCACAUCCAGCCUGGCUUUGAAUAUCUCCAGGGAUGGGGCAUCCACAACCUCCUUGAGCUCCUUGGGAAGAAGGAGAUCUUCCCCCCCAGUUUGUAUAAGCACCUGGGAUUGCCCUGACCCAAAUGCAGCACCCCACACUUGGCCUUAUUGAGCCUCAUUAGGCAUCUCCAGCCUGUCCAGGCCCCUCUGCAUGGCUUCCCUUCCUUCCAAUGCAUCGACUGCGCCGCUCAGCUUGGUGCCCUCUGCAGACUUGCUCAGGGUGCCCUCAACGCCGUCGUCUGUGUCAUUAAUAAGACGUUGAAGAGCACCGUUGUCCCCCGGCUGACCCCGAGGGACGCUGUGCCCACCCUCCACCCUGCCACAGACCCAUUGAUCGCAACCCUUUGGCUGCGUCCGGCCAGCCAAUUCCGAAUCCAUCCAACAGUCAUCCAUCCUUCAAAUCCACACCUCUCCAAUUCAGAGAAGGCUGUGGUGAGGGGCCGCGUCAAAGGCCAUGCAGAAAUCCACGUAGAUGACAUCCCCCGCCCUCCUCCCAUCCACCCGAGCCGUCACUCCAUCGUCGAAGGCCACCAGAUGGCUCAGGCAGGAUCUGAUGUUGCUGGAGCCGUGCUGGCUGUCUCCUAUCCCUUCUUUAUCUUCUAUAUGCCUUAACGCAGCUUCUAGGAGGCUCUGCUCCACGAUCCUCCCAGGCGCAGAGCUCCGCCGAUGGCGCCGCUGGCGGAUCUUUACCACCUGACGAUGGCGUACGCUCUGUGGCGGACGGGACGGCACCGGGACCCCGCGGCCGCGGAGCUCUUCUUCCGCCGGGAACCCUUCGGUGCCGCCUUCGCGGUGGGAGCGGGGCUGGGCCAGGCCUUGCGCAGCCUCGGGGCGCUCCGCUUCUCGGCUGCGGACAUUGCCUACUUGCGCUCGGUGCUGCCCAGCACAACGGAGGAUGCCUUCUUUGAUUACCUCUGCACUGUGGAUGCCUCUGAGGUCACCGUCACGUCUGUGCCCGAAGGCUCCAUUGUGUUCUCCAGGGUCCCGCUCCUACAGGUGAAGGGACCGCUGCUGGUGGUGCAGCUGCUGGAGACCACCUUGCUGUGCUUGGUCAGCUACGCCAGCCUGGUGGCCACCAACGCCGCUCGAUUCCGCCUUCUUGCUGGCCCGCAGAUGAAGCUGAUGGAGUUGGGUCUACGUCGCGCCCAGGGUCCAGAUGGUGGACUUUCUGCCUCCAAGUAUUCCUAUAUUGGAGGCUUUGACUACACCAGCAACAUCCUGGCAGGGAAGCUCUAUGGCAUCCCAGUGCGUGGCACCGUUGCCCAUUCCUUCAUCAUGUCCUUCAGGUCGCUGGAGGAGGUGCAGCCCAGAGUCCUGUCGCCGCUGGAAGGUGGGGAACCUGUGGAUCUCCCAUCCCUGGCCGAGUCGUGGCUGCAGCGUGUGUGUGAGCUGCUGGGGACCCCCAGUGACAAACCCAACCGUGGUGAGCUGGCUGCCUUCGUGUCCUACGCCAUCGCCUUUCCACAGGACUUCCAGGGGCUACUGGACACCUACUGCGUCAUGAGGAGCGGUCUGCCCAAUUUCUGUGCUGUAGCAUUGGCCCUACACCAGUUGGGGUACCGUGCCAUCGGGGUGCGCCUGGAUAGCGGGGACCUCAUCCAGCAGUCCAAGGAGACCCGGAGGGUGCUCCGAGCCUGCGGUGCUCACUUCCAGGUUCCCUGGUUUGGGAGCAUCCCCAUAGCCGUGAGCAACGACAUCAGCGAACGGAGCGUGGAGGACUUCGUCCGAGAGGGGAGUGAGAUUGACAUGGUUGGCGUGGGGACAAACCUGGUGACGUGUCCCCUACAGCCGUCGCUGGGCUGUGUUUACAAGCUGGUGGAGGUUAAUGGCUCCCCGUGCCUAAAGUUCACAGAAGAGGAGGAGAAGAUGACUAUCCCAGGGAUUAAAGCAAUAUAUCGGCUCUACGAUGCUGCUGGUCAUCCCUUCAUGGACCUCAUGGCCCUGGAGAACGAGCCCUCACCUAGCGUGGGGCAGGAGUUGGCGGUCCACAUCCUGGGGAGGAGAGGAGAGGCCACCAAGAUCAGGCCAAGUGCUGUGAAGCCCCUCCAUCGCAUGUACUUGAGAGAUGGACAGGUGUGUGAGGAGCUGCCCAGCUUGCAGGAGGUACGGAGCCAUGCACAAGCAUCCCUCAACCUGCUCAGUCCUGUGCACCGCCAGCUCCGUGACCCCCAGCCCUACCCGGUAGCCGUGACAGAGAAGCUUCAUCUCCUCCUCGUAGAGUUGCAGAACGCUAGCCAGUGAGGGGUACCCCAAAUCACCCCCCAGCACUGAGACCAGCACUUCUGCUUUUUGGAAGAUCAGGUGAUUAAUUGGGAUGGUUCUAAUGGUUCUGCUGCUCUGCGGUGCUGCUCCGAGGACUGUGCAGGAACUGCAAGAGCUCCUGUGGUCCUCUCACUGCAAAGCUGUGGACAAAGGAAUGGGGCAGACAGAGCUGGGAGGUGAUGAGGGAGCUGUGUCCAGCCAUGUCCACCGUGUUGCUGUGGGAGCAACGCGUUUUCUUCCUUGCUGACCUCGGUGGCCUUGCCAGCCCUAUGCCUUCAGUGAUGACAGGACUGAUGUCACCCAUCACCGACAUGCAGCAGCAGGCCACGUCCCCAUCUUGUGGCAUCCUACACCUAAUUCUAGCACCAAAGCCUUUGGAAUGUCAUUGGGAGUACCCACGGGCCAGCAGGAACGCGUGGAAGUUUUAAAUCAAAUACCAUCCAGAAACGUUGCACGGAAUGGAUAAAAAUGUCAAAGAAUAAAUCAUGUGCCUUUCUGA